UGAAACUUCCACAGAAACAGUUUUGUAACCGGCUACCUCCAACCAAUCAGAGCGUAGCUCUGCUUUCACGUGACGGCAUUUUUACGUAACAAACUGGUGCUGUGGAGUCGCCAAGUGAAAACUCAUUUAGAUUUUACAGAGGAGCAACUAGAUUAGAUACUGUAUAUACAUGUUGUAAUGUAUUUGUAAACAUUGACACUUUAUUCUGUGCUAUCCUUUCUAGAAUGUCUGUCCUCAGCCACAGCGCAGAAGAAACGACAGAAGAAAGAAGGGGAUACUUAUCCUCUUUAAGCGCAGUGGACAAGGUAGAACACCAGAAACUUAUUUUACAAAGAGCUGAGACGCUAGCAACAGAGAAUAGUCUGAAAAAUGCAGUAGACAUGUUUUCUAUGGCUUUCAUGUGUGGGUCAGUAAGACCAGAACAACUGGGCUCUUUAGUGGACUGUUUUUUGCGGAACUACAAGAAGAUCGAAAGGGUGAAGUCGAGGGUGGUUACCCAGAGUGACUGUGACUGUGAGUGUGAUGGUGAAGCAGGGAGUAACGUUGGUGCUCUGUUUGACUGUCCUGGUUGUCACAGAUUCCUUUCUGACCCUGUCACCAUAGCUUGUGGGCAUAUUUACUGUAAGAGGUGUUUGCAGCGGAACCUGUUCUCAAAGUGCAGGGUCUGCAAAGAGACGAUAAAAACAUGGUGUGGCGACAAGAGCAUAUUGAGACCAAAUGUGAUGCUUUGCAGUCUUUUGGAGAAGUGGUUCCCUGAUGAAGUCAAGAGGUCCAAAGUAAAUGGAGAAAUAGAAGAACAUGUGAGGAAAAAACAGUUUGAAAAAGCUGCAGUUCUAGUAAAUGCAAACCUCGACUCGGAUCCAGAUAACUUCUUAUUGAAAACCUACAGAGCUGAGAUAUAUGCUGGACUUGAACAGUACACAGCCGCUAUUGAAGAUUUGGAAACUUUGUGUGUAAAGUCGUCCAACUGGCCAGAGAGAUAUUUUAGAAAAGGAAAAAUACUGCAUGAUAUGGGCCAUAUGGACGAGUCUUUACAACUGUUUCUUCAAUGCUUGGCCUUAGAUGAGGAUUUCGCACCAGCAAGAACAGAGGUUGAAAAGAUCUUGUGCGAUUUACUAUCUCCUGUUCCUGAAAGUGUAAAAAAAGGUUUAAGGGAAACUACCCUGAGUUCCUCACCACAUCUUCGCUGGAAAACCUCCAUAACUGAUGUUCAUUCUGCAGGAGGCGUCAACGACAUGCAGUCUAGUUCUGAAGAGAAAAGUGAAGUGCCAAAUCCAUCUGAAGACCGUGAAAGGUCAGUACUGAACCAGGCUCAGUCAUUGCGAGUUCAAAACCAGGUGGAAAACCUGUCGGGAGAAGAAGGAUUGAAAAGAGUUUCAUCUGCUACCCAGCUCUCUGGGCAAGAGAAGGGGGGUCUACUCAAAAGGAAACUGUCUGCCUCAGAGCAAGACAAAUCGGUUGUCAAGGGAAGGAAUAAACAGAAGAAGCAAGGAGAGACUGAUACAUCUUCCUGCUGCAGAGAAGUCCCUAAGAAGUUAUUGGAUGUUACAGAUUUUGAAUGUUCCCUAUGCAUGAGGUUAUUCUAUGAGCCAGUGACAACUCCUUGUGGCCACACCUUUUGUAAAAAUUGCUUAGAGCGAUGUCUCGAUCACACACCACAGUGUCCUCUCUGUAAAGAAAGCCUAAAAGAGUACCUAGCAUCUAGGAAGUACAAUGUUACACGGCUGCUUGAAGAGCUAAUACAAAAGUAUUUGCCUGAGGAGCAUUCAGAAAGAAAAAAAAUUCACCUGCAAGAAACUGUUGAACUCUCAGAUUUGACAAAGAAUGUCCCAGUCUUUGUUUGCACUAUGGCAUACCCCACUGUGCCUUGUCCUCUUCAUGUGUUUGAGCCAAGAUAUCGACUAAUGAUUAGAAGAUGCAUGGAAACUGGCACCAGACAAUUUGGAAUGUGUAUCAGUGAUGCUCAGAAAGGUUUUGUAGACUAUGGCUGCAUGCUGCAGAUUCGGAGUGUCCAUUUUCUUCCAGAUGGCCGCUCCGUUGUAGAUACAAUCGGUGGAAAGCGUUUCAAAGUCUUGGAAAGGGGAAUGAGAGAUGGAUAUUUCACGGCCAACAUUGCAUAUCUGGAAGAUGUAAAGGUACAAGAUGAGGAAGAAUUUCGCAAACUCCAAGAACUGCAUGACCAGGUAUACAUGCAAGCCUGCACCUGGUUCCAGAACUUGAAAAAUAGAUUCCGGGGGCAGAUUCUUCAACACUUUGGGCCAAUGCCAGAGAGGGAGGAAGACAUACAGAGAAAGGCAGAUGAAGAAAGAAGUGGUAGUGCUCCACCACAGAAGAAAAAGCGUGAACACAGUCUACAGAAUUCUCUUCAAAGCUACACCGAGAAGUGGCACUGUCUGCGUCAGUCCAAGCUAGAGCACCAUGCUUUUUGCACGGUGUGUAAAGUAGAUUUUGACAUUAGUCAACAAGGAGCUUCAGACUGCAGACGCCACAUAGAAGGGGCUAAACACAAGAAGUUGGCAAGUGCUGUAGCGUCUGUCCCUAAGAUUAAUACAAUGUUCCUGCCAACACAUGACCAUAGGACCAUCCGAGUAGAGACACUGUUCACAUCUUUCCUAGUGGAGCACAAUUUGCCACUAGCUGUAGCAGACCACGCUGGACCCUAUUUCAAAAAGAUGUUCCCGACAGCAACAUCAGCAAGCAGUGUGGUUGUGCACGCAGUAAUUCCUCCAAUAUUGUGAAGACAUUGGCUUCUCAUGAUAAACAGUGCAUUGCGGAUACAAUGAAGACAUCCCCCCUUUAGUAUUGCUACAGAUAGCAGUACUGAUUUUUGAUGACAUCAAGAUGUAUCCCAUUGUAGUGAGAUUCUUUUAAUGCCAGAGUCAACAGAAUUGUUGUUUUACUGCUGAAGAUAGUCGAAAGUAGAGUCCACUGGCUGAGCGAUCUUCAAUGUGGUGGAUGAUGAGCUGAGGAGGAGGGGGGUAACCUGGCUAACUGUCAGCUUUGCAGCUGACAAUGCAGCUGUGAUGCAAGGCCGGGGAAAGGGAGUGGCACCCUUUUAUAAAAGGUCAACACCCACACAUUUACUUGGUUGGCUGUGCUUGCUGCCUUAUUAACAUUGCUGCAGAGAGAGCCUCCAGGGAGCUGUCAGUCAGCAUCGAAGACCAUCUAAUCACCAUCUUCUACUACUUGGAGAAAAGCAGCAAAAGGAAGGCAACACUGCGUGAGGUGCAGAAGAUGUGUGAGGCUGAUGUCCUGAAGAUUCUGAAGCUGUGUUCCACCAGGUGGCUCUCUCGAGGUGUGAACUGCCUCCUGGAGCAGUGGGAUCCUCUGACUUCAUUCUUUGCUGGAGAGGUCAAUUCUUCAAAACCAGCAAAGGCUACAAAGACCGCUUCCAUGCCAGCUCCAGCGAAGUCCACUUUGCAGGCUGAGAAGUCACCCAAGGCCUCGUCAUCCUCCAGUACCGCCAGCAGUGUAAAGCCAGCACCUACACCUACAACUUAAACUUCAACAACUGGGACAGGGUUUGACUUCAGUGCUUUCCUCUUCAAACAGGUAGAAGUGGCCAAGCAAUAGAAAACAUCUAAGGAAAAAAAGGUCAAAGUGUGUCAGGGGAAGAAACCCUCUGCAGGGUUCUCCCCAGGCCUUUUCAGCCGGGCGGGCCGCCCGCCGAAAUGGCUGUUGCCGCCCUCCUGAAAAAACCAGAUCUGCCCGUCUUGCAGAUGCUACUGUGCCUUUAACAAUAAGGACUGAUUGUGCUUAUAGCAGACAAGGUCACUUCCACGUUGCUGGGUGAAAAAAAAAAAUCUUGGAACCACCUGACAGCUGUCUUGACACAUUUAACCAAUCGGAGAGUUGAAGGGGCGGGUUUUGUGUGUUAAGCACUUUGAGAGGCUAACACGUUAAAAUGACUGCUAAAAAAAGUCAAUUAUUUUCAAAGCAAAAAUAGUGACAAUGAACGCAGGGUUUUCAAAAUAAGCCAGCAAUCGGCACAAUCCACCAUCUACUUUUGAAAAUAUUAAGAUUAUUUUCGGGUAUUAUCAUUCAGUCCAUUUUUUUGUUGUAUUAUUGUACUGUGAGGUGAUAUAUACUACAUAAUAUCUGUACAUGUGCACCAAAAAAAAUAUGUACCCAGGUGCUUGUGAGAGAUAUUGGGGGUUCAUGUAUAAAGGUUGUAUGGGAUAUCAGUUGAACACUUGUUAGCUGAUAUACAGAUGAUUAAGUGCCGAGGUGCUGGGUUAUUACACUCUGGUUUCAUGCAACAGUUAUGAUGGUGACCAAAUGUGUGUGAGUACAUUAACAAAAAAAUGUAGAACAGCGAAAAACAAAAACAGACGUGCAUUAACAAAAUGCCCUGAUAACAACAUAAAGAAAACAAUUUAAAUGAAGCAAUAAGCUCAAUAAUUAAGCUAAAAAAAGAAAUGAAAAGGUUACUUUUUUUUUUCUUUAACUCCAAUAACCCUACGUUCUCUUUCCCCAGUCAAAUAAAGCGUGGUAAUUUACCAUAUUAAAAAAACAGUAAUGAAAAAGAAAAUGUAGAACAUACAAAAGCAAAACCAGAUAUAGUCAACAAAAGACAACACACCAUUCAAAUUCUUUGUCGUAUUAUAUAUUUAAGGUAAGGCAAGUUUAUGUUUCCAUUAAAAGUGCUGCCGGCUAUAAUUUUCUGCCGCCCAGCUGUACAGAAUUUCUGGGGAGAACCCUGCUAUGGGAGUUCACUAUCCAAGCCUGAGAAGGUGCACAAGUUUCUGUCAGACCCUGUGUCCAAGGUAUAUGUACUAUUUUUGAAGAGGGCUAUACCAAUUUUUGACAUGCGAAACCAAGCUUUGCAGAAGGAAGAACUCUGCAUCCACACCCUGCUGUCAACUUUGGAGAAACGACUGCAACAAAUAUUGCUGUGCUUCUGCAAGCCAGAACAAGUUGUUGCCAGAAUGAAAAAUGUGGGAAGAGGUUUGAAGCCCACAGGCCACAACAAAAGGGAAAACCAGCUUUCUGAUGAGCAACUUGAGCCAGACGAGCCGACACCUGAGGCAGUUUUACAAGGAUGCGAGGUAGUUCUUCUCAUCAGCUGCUGACUAUGUGAUCCAGAAAUUUCCUUUUUGAGAUGAGGUGUUGGUGGAUGCAGCUGUGGCAGACAUCCACAAAAGGCAGUCAUACAGCUCCCGCUCUCUCAUGUUCUUCAUCAAUCGCUUUGCCUGUCUGUUGCCGGAGGGGGUCACAGUAGACCAACUGGAAGAUGAGUUCUGCCUGCAUCAGGUAAAUGAUUUUGAAGACCGCAUCCUGACCAAGCGCAUUGACGAAGCCUGGAGAGAGAUUAUCUUGAUCAAGGUUGCUGACAAGCAAGUCUUUGCAAGUCUUUCUGCAGUAAUGCUAGGCAUUUUGGUCAUCUUCCACAGUAAUGCUGACUGUGAAAGAGUGUUCAGCUUGGUGACCAAAAACAAAACCCAACACAGAGCCAGCCUGAGCACAGACAUGUUAAGUUCAUUUUUUUUCCUUUUUUGAAAGUGCUUUGUUGGGGAGAAGAUUAAAAAAUGUAUUCUCUUUGUUUUAAACAACUCA
Molecule: messenger RNA, 5556 nt
Organism: Acipenser ruthenus (sterlet)
Lineage: Eukaryota; Metazoa; Chordata; Actinopteri; Acipenseriformes; Acipenseridae
Gene: lonrf1
Product: LON peptidase N-terminal domain and ring finger 1, like
Exons: 13
Coding region: 225-2738 (837 amino acids)
Molecular function (GO): protein binding
Source: RefSeq, a predicted model, not a curated record